Messenger RNA from Armigeres subalbatus, 3137 nucleotides. It is a transcript of the gene GlcT, whose product is annotated as ceramide glucosyltransferase. Gene Ontology annotation, molecular function: ceramide glucosyltransferase activity; protein serine/threonine kinase activity; ATP binding. The record is from RefSeq and is a predicted model, not a curated record. Gene Ontology annotation, biological process: intracellular signal transduction; protein phosphorylation; glucosylceramide biosynthetic process. Bases 1152 to 2354 code for a protein of 400 amino acids. Gene Ontology annotation, cellular component: cytoplasm; membrane. The transcript has 2 exons. NCBI's taxonomy places the organism in Eukaryota, Metazoa, Arthropoda, Insecta, Diptera, Culicidae.
CGUGUUUUCAUCGCGUUCGCCAAAAUUGUCAGUGCUGCUGCUCGGCAGGCAGUUCUCCAAAUUCCGAGUAUUUUUCCCAAUUCGAAAAGCUGGAAAAGGUAGCUUGUUUAAAAUAGAUUGACGUUAUAUCUUCGGCAACCGGAAUAAGAUUUUGGCAAACAAAUUGUACGCAUCCGGGACCAAAAACAGUGAAGAAAAAAAAAUCAAAUCGAGAAGUGCAUAUAAAAGUAGGAGUGCCGUCAUCGUCGAGAUACGGAAGAAGCCAAAUAACUGGUCUGUUGCGAUUGCGGAGCUGUCAUCUACACCAAGCGCAAGCAUCGGAAAGAAACACUCAGUGCGGAAAGAUUACAACCGAAGAGCGGAGGAGGACAGCAUUCGUGCUGACUAGAAGUGAGCAGAGAACCUUCGGGACGGUUUGGGCUGACUUCCCGCGAGCUGCCGCCAUCAUCGAUUAACCUCCGAGCCCUUCAACGUUGCCGACCCUACAGGCCCACCACGUUAGUAGCAUUGGUGCAGCAUCGGGAGCACCUCGCCGGGCGCUUGGCAGUGUAGACAAGGGUUAAUCUAAUCAGCAAUGUGCGCUCUCGGUAGAUCAUAGUCAGUGGCGGACUGUAGUAGCAGUCGUUCCAGCAUUUGGGAUUCUCACCAAAAUUAACUCGAAUAGAGUGACACAUAGAAGUAUUAAUAACAACAUCACCGCUAUCAGCGGUAGCGAGAACGGCCUCGACGUCGGUAUGUGUCGUUAUUGUGAUACGCGUUCCAGAGUUUGUUAUCAGAAACUAGAAAGACUCGGCAGGGUGACGACGUCUGCUGCUGCUCGUCGUAUCGUCAAGUGGCACCAGCAUUGAACAAAAAAAUCUAAUUAUUACUCAUUUGAGAGGGCAGCGUAUGAAAAGCACGGCUAAUUAUCGGUUGCGUGAAUGUUUACUUUUGAAGAAUCAAUAUACGAACGUAUAUGAGUGAAUAGUGCCAGAUCUGAAUAACCGUCAAUUUAGUGUCUAAGUUUGGAAGUGCUCGAAUCAAUCAAUCGAUUUUGUGUAGAAACCGCGUGAGUGUCCAAAACACGACCAAUCCGUGUGAGAGAAGAAUCGGCGUGAACCUUCUAUCAGUCACGUCCUAAGAGAUCUAUCGAGUACAAUCAUGAUAAAACAAUGUCAGCAGCGAUGAUCUCUAUUGUGCACUGUUUAGCAAUUGGGAUACUGAUUUUUUGGUGCGGGAAAUGGAUCGUGCACAUAAUGGCCAUAACCUACGGGAAGCUGAAACUGCACAAAAAGACUGCAUCGGCAUCGCUGCCUCGUGAAACACCUUUUCCCUCGGUGUCGAUUCUCAAACCCUUGAUGGGGCUAGAUCCUAAUCUUUCCAGCAACUUGGAAACAUUCUUCUUGAUGGACUACCCCACAUACGAGCUGCUGUUUUGCGUUGAGUCAUCUGAUGAUCCAGCCAUUGACGUAGUGAACCGUCUGCGAGAAAAAUAUCCCAACAUAGAGACCACGCUCCUACUCGGAGGAUCAGAAGUCGGGGUGAAUCCGAAGGUGAACAACCUCUACCCGGGUUAUUUGGUGGCCAGAUACGAGUUGAUUAUGAUUUCAGAUGCAGGAAUUCGAAUGAAAUCCGAUACGCUAACCGAUAUGGUUAAUCACAUGACAGAUCGGGUCGGUCUUGUGCAUCAGAUGCCGUUUGUGUGCGAUCGCGAAGGUUUCGCGGCCGCCUUCGAGAAGAUCUACUUUGGGACAGUCCAAUCGAGAAUCUAUCUUUGUGCCGACCUGCUCGGCAUCAACUGCCACACGGGAAUGUCCUGUCUAAUGCGGAAGGACGUUCUUGAUGAGCUCGGAGGAAUCCAAUCUUUUGGAUGUUAUCUAGCAGAGGAUUUCUUCUUGGCUAAAGGCUUCCACGAUGCCGGCUGGAAGCUCACCAUCAGCAGCCAACCCGCCUGGCAAAACUCCGGCAUUUGUGAUAUUAGCAGCUUUCAAGCACGCCUGACACGCUGGGCAAAACUGCGUGUUGCCAUGGUUCCAACGACCAUCCUACUGGAGCCUCUGUCGGAGUGCAUCAUCGUUGGGAUGUUUGCCUGCUGGGCAGCCAAAAUACUAUUCCGAUGGAAUCCACUCGUGUUUUUCCUCAUCCAUACUCUGUUCUGGUUCCUGUCGGACUGGAUCCUACUGUCAGUUAUCCAAAAUGGAUCGUUACCAUUCAACAAGUUCACCUUCUUGGUGGGAUGGGCAUUCCGGGAGCUCAGCGGGCCGUACCUAUUCUUUAACGCCCUCUGGAACCCGGCCAUCAGAUGGCGAACGCGAGUCUACAAGCUGGCCUGGGGCGGAAUCGCUUACGAGUUAACUUCCCAAAUCAAAUCGUAGCUUAAAAUAAAACACCCGCGAACCACACAGACAACACAUACACAAACUCAUCAAGCUAUUGUUUUGUCGUAUUAUAACAUGUAUAAAGUUUAAUUUAUAAACCAAUCGUAAACAUAAGAAUAUAUUUUGGAGAUUUUUUUUAAUCCUUAUCGAAAAGUUUGUUUUUUCGUUUAACUUUUCAGCAGUCACAACACAAAAAUUUCCUAGAAGGCAUACAAUGUAACUGCAGUGAAUAUGUCAGAGAAUGUUUGUAGAUCUGACAAUAGGAAUAUCAUUACAAUCAUUGCUUUUCGUAUUUCAAUUUAAAAAAAUGUUUGUUACAGUGCGAUGCAUAUUUUUGCGAAUAAUGUCUAGCUUGCUAAAUUUUUUUUUUCAGCAACAGUUUCUCCAUAAUUUGUUUUUAGUUCUCUACCUUACGAUCUUGCUAUGCUUUUUUUACUUAUUUAAUCGCCAUAAAACUAUAUUUUUAUCGUAAUUUUGUUUGAAGCUACGCUCAGCAUACUGUCAGAUGCACUGCAAGCCUUCUUGGAAAGUUAAUCAGAUUCCAAAAGUAGAGUAAUCCGUCGAAUCUUGUUAUUGUAUUGUUUUACUUUUUUGUUUCUUUUUUAUGUGAAUGUAUAUAUCAUUUCCAUGUAGAUAUUUAGGCUUAUUCUACGAUUUUGGGGAGGUGACGCGAAUUGAGAAGAGUGUUGUGGAUUACUCGUAGUCUCACGUGAGAGAAAAGUCGGCAUACGAAAUCAAUUCGAAAUAAAAUAAGAAACGGUGAAUUAAAAACGCCCAUUA